CGGACAUCGGGGAGGGACGCUGUCACUCUGUUGUGCACACGCGGCUUGGUUCAGACCUGAGUAACUACGAACAGCUGACGCGGCGUCCAAACCCAGGGACAGAAAGAUGCUCGCCAAGCUCAUUUUCCUGGCGGUCAUCGCCUGCGCCAUGUCUCAAGUGCUUGUCUACCCAGGCGGUGGCGGCUUCGAUGAGCCACCCCAGCCCUACCACUUCAGCUACGACAACGUGAACCCACUGGAGGGUGCCCACCACUAUCACGAGGAAACCAGCGACGCCACCAACUCGCGUACGGGCUCUUACGGCUACACGGAUGCGAACGGCAUCACACGGCGAGUCGAUUACGUCGCCGACGCCGGCGGAUUCCGUGCCACCGUCACCACGAAUGAGCCGGGAACAGCCGCCAGCGCCCCCGCAGACGUGCACUACAACUCGCCCUACUCCCACUAAACGACGCUACGGCCGCACGCUUUAGAAGUGCCUAUAUUGUCUAUAGCCUGCUUACAUUAUACCGGUUGUGUUAUCAUUUCGAACACCUGCGACCUUAUCCUGCCGUCUGGUUGAUGUGACAGCAUAGAAAACUUUCGCUCUACUGUAUUAAUAUAAUCAUGGUAAGGAUUCUUGAUUACAUAACUACGCUAUGAUUAUGAGAGGCACCGUAGUAGACUAUUCCGAAAAAUCACGAUCACCAGGGGUUACUUAAUUUGCGCCUAAUUUUGAGUACAUGGGCCCCCGGCAUUUCCGCCUCCAUGAAAAACAUGGCCACCAUUGCCGGGAUUUGAACCCGUCAUCUAAGGGCAAAAGUUGAGCACUAAAAACACUAGAAUACCAUGGCGGCUUAACAUUAGCUGUAUUACCACUCCACACCGAUCUCACAUGCAAGCUGCUUCUCUUGCGUCGCUUUUGAGAAAAUUUGUGUGCAUAUAAGUAGUUCUGUUUUCUUUUCACGUCUGCUAGAGACAAAAUGCGGCUUUCGUUUUUAGUCUUAUCCUUUAAUCAAGGGAAAAAGCUUUCGAUGUACACAAAGACAUUCGAUAGGCACCUUGGGGAAACACAGUAUUAUUACAAGAUGUGUGCAAGUUUUUGUUCAGGUUACCUGCAGGACAUCAUCAUCAUC
This is a messenger RNA of Rhipicephalus microplus (southern cattle tick), 1115 nucleotides long. Its product is annotated as cuticle protein 10.9. Gene Ontology annotation, cellular component: chitin-based extracellular matrix. The record is from RefSeq and is a predicted model, not a curated record. NCBI's taxonomy places the organism in Eukaryota, Metazoa, Arthropoda, Arachnida, Ixodida, Ixodidae. Gene Ontology annotation, molecular function: structural constituent of chitin-based larval cuticle.